This is a messenger RNA of Sitophilus oryzae (rice weevil), 2307 nucleotides long. Its product is annotated as bone morphogenetic protein receptor type-1B-like. The coding region runs from base 414 to 1925 and encodes 503 amino acids. Gene Ontology annotation, molecular function: ATP binding; transforming growth factor beta receptor activity, type I; SMAD binding. The transcript is spliced from 5 exons. Gene Ontology annotation, cellular component: plasma membrane; signaling receptor complex. NCBI's taxonomy places the organism in Eukaryota, Metazoa, Arthropoda, Insecta, Coleoptera, Curculionidae. Gene Ontology annotation, biological process: cellular response to growth factor stimulus; protein phosphorylation; dorsal/ventral pattern formation. The record is from RefSeq and is a predicted model, not a curated record.
UCGAGGCUAGUGAAAUUUAGAAACCCCGCAUGUCUAUACCUGGAGACCCCAGUUAACAUUAACAAUUUCCCAUUUAUAAUAUCGCAUAAUAUCGUUCUAAUAAUUAUAAGAAAGGUACUGCCUUUAUUGUCCCCAGCACUAUUUGCAGUACCUGUGAAACAGUUUUUCGGGGGUUAAAACCACUUGAGAUAGGAUUAGCGCGUAAAGUGUGCCAUAAAAUUGACGAUUAUUUUUAUGGAGAUAAUUUUGAAACGCAAUAGUACCCAGGACUGACCCAUCAGUUGGAGUUGAGGCCUGAGGACGAAUUUUUGGAACGAAAAUUUUGUUUGUUUAGUUUGUUGAUUUCCAGUUAAGAAAUCUUAAGUGUUUUUAGCGAAUUUGUUUGUAACUCAGUGUUGUUUUCUGCAUUCGUGAUGUCUAUUGUAUUUGAAGGUGAAGAACAAAAUCGAAAACAGCUCACUUGCUAUUGUAAGGACCAUUGUCCCGAGGGAGAGUAUGGCACGUGCCACACGAAACCGGGAGGCAAGUGCUUUACGUCGGUGGAGCUGCGCAUUGGUCAAGACGAUGAAGUCGAACAGAAAUUAUCUUACGGAUGUCUUCCGCCCAAUGGAAUGGUAGAUUUUUACUGUCGUUCCAGACUGAUUUCAACCGCCCAGAAGAACAUUAUGAAAUGCUGUGACACGUACGAUAACUGCAACAAACACUUGUUGCCAGUUAUCAACGUCAAAAAACCUACGGGACCUAUUCCGUGGGACACUAAAACUUUAAGAGUUCUCAUAUCGUCGAUAGCAGUCAGCCUGGUUGUGUUUAUAGCGAUCUCGCUGGCCGUCUACUUCAGAUACAGACACAAGGAGAAGAAGCACAAGAAGAAGAAAGAGCAGAACAAGGAAAUUAACAAAAACGACAUCAAUAUCACGGAUACUACGUACCUGGACAAAGAGAUGAGUGACAGAGUUGUGGAAUGCAGCCAGUCGAGUACGAGUCUGGAUUUUGCAGUGAUGGGAGUGGUGCAAAGAACGGUCUCCAAACAGAUUCAGAUGGAUCUUAAAAUUGCAUCAGGUAAAUAUGGCGAAACCUGGAUAGGAAGUUGGAGGGACGAAAAAGUGGCUGUAAAGAUGUAUGUCAAGAAAUAUGAGGACGAAUGGAAGUGGGAAGCAAAAACUUAUCAAACGGUGUUGAUGAGGCAUGAAAACAUAUUGGGCUACAUAGCAUCUGAUAUUACAGGUACAGGACCAUCAUCAAAGUUUCUGACAGUCACGCAAUACCACGAGCUGGGAUCUCUUCGUUCAUACCUUAAACGUAACAAGUUAAAUCCAGCCGACCUCCUCAAGUUGGCGCGAAGCCUCGCCAGGGGACUCUGUUACCUUCACCUGGAAAUUUCAGGUUGCAAGGGCAAACCUGCCAUAGCCCACAACAACCUCACCACCAAAUCAAUCCUUGUAAAGGCAGACAAGGAAUGUUGUGUGGGUGAUUUUACGAAGGCAGCUAAAUACGACAACUCACAGAAUAAAAUUCAUGUUCCUGAAGACUACUAUAAUAACGAGUUUCGAUAUUUAGCUCCUGAAAUACUUGCUGAAACGUUUGACGCCAGGAACUUCGAGAGUUUUAAGAUGUCCGACGUGUAUAGCUUCUCUUUGGUUCUAUGGGAGAUGGCGAAUAGAUGUGAAAUAGAAGAUUUGGUAACAGGUACAUCGUAUAAGUUACCUUAUGAAGAUACAAUAUCGAAUAAGGAGAAAACGUGGUCUGCGAUUUAUAGUAUAGUGAAAGAAAGUAAACCAGAGAUUAAUGAAAAAUGGUUGAAUGAUCCUAUACUUAAAGUAAUCACGAAGUUACUUGAUGAGUGUUGGAAUACGAAUCCAUCAGCCAGACAUACGAUUUUAAGAAUAAAGAAAACGUUACUGAAACUUAACCCUGAUUCUCUCUGAUAACUUUCACUAUUUAUUCGUACUCACUAAUUACAAAAUUGUAAACAUUAUUAAGAAAAGAUAUUAGAAAGAGACAUACAUUCUGAAGAAUAAAAAUGUCGAAAAUUAUUCUUUUAACAAUUAUUAUCGUCAAUAUUGUUUGAAGAAUAUUUCUGUAAAAAUUUUGGAAAUGUACUUAAAACAGAGGAUGUUCAAUUUUACAAAAAAAAUACUAUAAUAAAGCUAAAAGACCAUAUGGUUUCUUAAAACCAAGUAGAAGUUUUAAAUACAGAUUUUUAGUAUAAAAUAAAACCUUACCAGGUGAAAAUAUCGAAUCAUAUACAGGGUGGGUCUUAACUAGGUGCAAAUAGUUUUAGGGGUAGUUCAUUAAUAUUUCGACAAC